GCAGUUUGAUGACGCUGUUUUGCCGCUGCCGUCCAGCCGAGAAGAACGUCCGCUCAGCGAUAGCACGCACACGACCACCUCCGCUCUCGCAACCACCUCCUCCUUCCUCCACAAUGGCGCUCAGCAACGUCGGCUCCCUUGUGUUGCACCUUCUCAUAUUCAUCACGACCUUGGUCAACUUCAGCUAUGCUCUGACCUCCCUCGAGCCGUUGAUGCUACUUGCUCUCUACGCCAUCUCCAAGAUCUUCGUCACAGCACCAGAAGAGAGCAUCUUCGCGAAAUGUCAACAUCGCAACCUCUACGAGCCAUAUCAGGACGGAUGAAGCGAAUGCCCCCCGAGAACGGCUACGAAUCUCCCCGCUCGCCAGGCAACGAAGAGAGCUUCGUUGGCAAUGGCAUUGACAAUGGCACACACAAGGCUGGAGAAAGGAGGAGGGCUGGCAGAAGUGGGCAGGCAUUUGUUAGGGGACAAAGUCCAGAGACGCAAGAUCGCGUUGGCAGAAACGAUGCAGAUUUAGGAAGGGAAGAGGAAACGGAGACGAAGAAGGUUGGGAUUCGUGACCGCCUGGGAUGCUACACUUGGACCUGGUUCACAAUGACCAUGGCGACGGGAGGGAUUGCCAAUGUUCUGCACUCCAUUCCUUAUCGAUCUGAAUGGCUGAGGAUACUGGGCGUGAUUGUGUUUCUGUUCAACAUACUUCUUUUCUCAAUCAACUGCUUUUUUAUUACACUGCGGUUCAAGUGGAACCCAGGAUCAUUUCAAAGAUCCUUCACAAGUCCUUCUGAAUCUCUUUUCGUUCCUGCUUGUGUCGUGUCAAUCGGCACAAUUCUCACCAAUAUGUGCCAAUAUGGCAUUCCAGCAACCGGACAAUGGUUUCAAACUGCCAUGCAGGUUUGUUUCUGGGCAUACUUCUCGUUGAGCGUGAUUACAAGCUCCGGAAUGUACCUCAUCGUAUGGUCUACUCAAACUUUCCCUAUACACACAAUGACACCAAUCUGGAUUUUUCCUGCUUAUCCCCUUCUCCUCAUGGGACCAAUUGCUGCAAACCUCAUCGACGCCCUCCCCGACUCCGGCGCAGCCGCAAGAAUCAAUUCCAUCGCAAUGGCCCUCGGAGCAGUUUGUAUUCAAGGAACAGGAUUUCUUGUCAGCUUAAUGAUAUAUAGCGCGUUUAUCUACCGACUUAUGACGCAAAAGCUUCCUCGGGAGACAGCCCGGCCAGGAAUGUUCGUCUCUGUCGGGCCUUCCGGCUUCACAGUCGCAGGUAUCGUCCAUCUCGGCAACACUGUCAUUCCGAAAAUCAUGCCAAGCGGGUACCUAGGCCACUCCGAUGCAGCCUUCUUCCUUAAAUUACUUUCAGACUUGACAGGCCUCUGGCUCUGGGGACUCUGUCUGUGGUUCUUCCUCGUCAGUAUCGGUGCUCACUGGCAGAUCAUGCGACCCAAUGACCCAGAACACCACAUUCAAUUCGACAUGACUUGGUUCUCAUUUGUCUUCCCAAACACCGCUCUAGUUACCGCAACCCAAGCCAUCGGCAAAUCCCUCGAGUCGGACGCAAUACAGGUCUUUGGUACUGUGAUGGCUGGUCUGCUGGUCCUGGUCUGGAUCUUUGUGUUCUAUAUGAUGAUUCGGGCCCUUUUCAUGAAGAGACUACUUUGGCCGGGGGAGGUCGAUGGGCCGGUGGCUUUGGGGAAGAGGUGGAAAAUAUAUAGGGGUGCGAAUGGCCAUGUAGAGAAGGAGAGGGAUGGGGAUGGUGUUGCUGCUUAACAUUGAGAUAUUUUCAGGUAUUAUUACCUCUCCUUCAACUAGAGGACUGUCGCAACUUUUUAUGAGAAGAUAUACCCAAACAAUAUAUUACAUAGGCACCUACUGAAAUUGUGAAGAAACACGU
This is a messenger RNA of Hyaloscypha bicolor E, 1889 nucleotides long. RefSeq lists its product as uncharacterized. The transcript is spliced from 6 exons. Gene Ontology annotation, cellular component: membrane. The coding region runs from base 281 to 1765 and encodes 494 amino acids. Gene Ontology annotation, molecular function: malate transmembrane transporter activity. Gene Ontology annotation, biological process: malate transmembrane transport. The record is from RefSeq and is a predicted model, not a curated record. Lineage: Eukaryota; Fungi; Ascomycota; Leotiomycetes; Helotiales; Hyaloscyphaceae.